GGACAUUUCCCUCUCUCCUCUCCUUUCCUUUACUCCCCUCCUCCUCCUCUCCAGCCACUGUUGACGUCCAUGGCUCUGUCACCCGCAUCACCGGUUUCCACGCUGCUCUCUGGUCCAGUCAUGUAGUCAUUAUGGCUCUUCUAAUUGCCUCUGUGUUCACACCCGCGCUGUUUGUCUUCUCGCGGCUCCCUUUCUUUUUUCAGUUAGUUUUAUUUUAGUUAAUCAGUCGUCUUUUUUGUCGGAAACUCUUUUUAUCCUCUUGCACUUUUCUGACGCUUUGGGGAGUUCCGUGCGUCCGAGCCUCUCGCACCUCUCCACGGUGUAAAUCCCUGCUCUGGCUGCUCCACCUGGACGUGUCGCUAAUUUCCCUAUUCAUUCACCCGUGCGGUCGUUUCACGUCGUCGUGACUCCUAAUUGUUUCUUGGCAGAGUUAGAAACCGGUGGUGAAAAGGCUCAUAUGAGUGCGCCUCCGCUGAUCCGUGCGCCCAGCCCUCUCCCGUUCUCAGGGGGCACAAACAACACCAACACCGGCGCCGGGGGAGGGGGUGGUGGUGGUGUAGGAGGAGGAGGAGGAGGAGGUGGUGGUGUGAUCUCCUUCCACAUCCAGAUCGGUCUGAGCCGGGAGCCCGUGCUGCUGGAUGCCGCGGAGUUCAGCCUCAGUCAGGUCCGGGAGGUGGCGUGCUCCAUCGUGGACCAAAAGAUACCAGAGUGCGGCUUCUAUGGGAUGUACGAGAAGAUCCUCCUAUUCCGUCAUGAUCCUACAUCAGACAACGUGCUGCAGCUACUGCGCUCUGCUUCUCAGAUCCAGGAGGGUGACUUGGUGGAAGCCAUACUGUCAGCUUCAGCCACAGUAGAGGACUUCCAGAUUCGUCCACACUGCCUGUUUGUCCAUUCGUACCGAGCUCCAGCCUUCUGCGACCACUGUGGGGAAAUGCUGUGGGGACUUGUACGCCAAGGACUUAAAUGUGAAGGUUGUGGUCUGAAUUACCACAAGCGCUGUGCCUUUAAGAUCCCCAACAACUGCAGCGGGGUGAGGAGGCGUCGUCCCUCCAAUGUCUCAUUGACAGGCGGGAUAAUCAACAUCGGGCGUCCGCUCUCUGCUGAGCCUUCACCUCCCCACUACAGUGAUGAUGCUUUAUUGUCUCCAGUCAGUCCUAGCAUGGAGCAGAAGAACCAGUUAGAUUACUUUCCUGGUAGAGAGCGGCGAUCCAGCUCACAAUCAUAUGUUGGCCGUCCCAUUGAGCUUGACAAGAUCUUACUGUCAAAAGUCAAAGUUCCCCACACAUUCCUGAUUCACUCUUACACCCGGCCUACUGUCUGCCAGCACUGCAAGAAGCUGCUCAAAGGCCUCUUCAGGCAGGGCCUGCAGUGCAAAGACUGUAAAUUUAAUUGUCAUAAACGAUGUGCGCAAAAAGUGCCAAACAACUGCCUGGGAGAAGUAUCAAAAAAUGGAGAACUUCUGAGCCCAGGUGCAGAAUCGGAUGCCCUCAUGGUGGAGGGUUGCCUUGAUGACCAUGAUAUUGACAGAAGGGGAAGCCUCUUGGAUGACAUGGAUGAAGCGCUGGCCUCAGAGAGUGGCUUGCUGCUAGAGGCAGGACCCAGCGAUCUCUGUGACAUGCACGACCCUGACCUAGAUGAGUCCAACCGAGCCAUCAGCCCCUCCACCAGCAACAACAUUCCUUUGAUGCGAGUCGUCCAGUCUGUCAAACACACAAAGAGGAAGAGCAGCAAUGUGAUGAAAGAGGGCUGGAUGGUCCACUACACCAGCAAGGACACUCUGAGGAAAAGACAUUACUGGAGGCUAGACAGUAAAUGCAUUACGCUGUUUCAGAACGACACAGGAAGUAAAUAUUACAAGGAAAUCCCUCUGUCUGAAAUCUUGUCUCUGGAGCCUGCUCAGAAUUUUUCUCUGCUUCCUGAUGGAGCCAAUCCUCAUUGCUUUGAGAUCGCCACGGCAUCACUGGUUUAUUAUGUUGGAGAGAACCUGCAGAGACCUGAAUCAUGUGUGACAGGCAGCAGCAUUCUGGUCAGCGGUGUUGGGCAGGAUGUGGCUCGAAUGUGGGAAAUGGCCAUCCAGCAUGCUCUGAUGCCAGCGGUUUCUACAGGAAUUUGCCACAGUUCCCACCGCAGUGGACACAAGGAGAUUUCAAUCAGUAUUUCAGUUUCCAACUGCCAGAUCCAGGAGAAUGUGGACAUCAACUCAGUGUAUCAAAUCUUCCCAGACGAGGUUCUUGGCUCAGGACAGUUUGGCAUUGUGUAUGGAGGUAAGCACAGGAAGUCCGGCCGAGACGUUGCCAUCAAAAUCAUCGACAAACUCCGCUUCCCCACCAAACAGGAGAGUCAGCUGCGCAAUGAGGUGGCCAUCCUGCAGAGCCUGCAUCAUCCAGGGGUGGUCAACCUGGACUGUAUGUUUGAGACACCAGAGCGAGUGUUUGUGGUCAUGGAGAAGCUUCAUGGAGACAUGUUGGAGAUGAUCCUGUCUAGUGAGAAAGGCCGACUUCCUGAGAGGAUCACAAAGUUCCUGGUGACACAGAUCUUGGUGGCGUUGCGUCAUCUCCACUUCAAGAACAUUGUCCACUGUGAUCUGAAACCUGAAAAUGUCCUGCUGGCUUCUGCAGACUCUUUCCCCCAGGUGAAGCUGUGUGAUUUUGGGUUUGCUCGAAUCAUUGGUGAGAAGUCAUUCAGGCGUUCAGUGGUCGGAACACCAGCAUAUCUUGCUCCUGAAGUUCUGAGAAAUAAAGGCUACAACCGCUCUCUGGACAUGUGGUCAGUUGGAGUCAUCAUCUAUGUCAGUCUCAGUGGGACGUUCCCUUUCAAUGAAGAUGAAGAUAUUAAUGAUCAGAUCCAGAAUGCAGCCUUCAUGUACCCCCCUCACCCCUGGAAAAAAAUCUCCCAAGAAGCGAUUGACCUGAUCAACAACUUGCUGCAAGUGAAGAUGAGAAAGAGAUAUAGUGUUGACAAGACACUAAGCCAUCCCUGGUUGCAGGACUACCAGAUGUGGCUGGAUCUAAGAAACCUUGAAUCUCGGAUAAACGAGCGCUAUAUCACCCAUGAGAGUGAUGACCUGCGAUGGCAUCAUCACGCCCAGCUCAGCGGCCUAGACUACCCCAUGCACCUAACCAACAGCCCCUGUGGUGAAGUUGGACAGGGGAUGAAGCGUUACAAGGAAAAGGAGGAAGAGCUGGAGACCCUCAGUGAGAGGGUGAGUGAACUAUGAGGAAGUAAGAAGACUUAUUUUCCAAACAACAUGAGAAACAAUGACUAUCACAAAAUGAAAAAAGCACAAAAUGAAAACUUACAAAAAAUUAGAUCCUUAUUUUACUUCCAAAAAUCAUAACGAAUCUUAUUCUAAUUAAUCUAAUUAACAAGUAGUUGUUUCGUAUUUGCAAGAUAAGGCUCUUAGAAUUACAUCUGUAAUGCUAGAGUCACUGCAUAAUUAGGAGUUAACAAUUUUGUAUUUAAUUAGAAGGUCCUUGUGUUAUUUAUCCCAUAGUUUUUUUCGAUAGGGUUGUAAAGCUCAAACUAUUUAUUACCUUUACAAGGCACAGAACUUUCAAAUAUAUUUGAGAUUAUUGUUAUAUGUAAGGAUCUUGUAAUUAUUUUUAUGUAAUUACAAGUCUUUUGUUUCCGAAUUUCAAAGAAUUAUUCUCGCAAUUUACAAAUGCAACCUUUGCUCAUUUUAAAUUUCCUAUGAAUAAGCACCUUGAUAAACUCACCCUAUCCCAGAAUACCAAAACAAAAAUCCUAUGUUAAGGCAAUAUUGAUUUUUGAUUAAGAGGUGUGAAUUUUUCAAAUGACUUCUUAAUUUUGACUUUAAAAAAGUUAACGUCAUGCAAGAUAGUAUAAUUACGAAAUAUACAGUGGAGACAUAUAUGAUCCACUGUUGUAAUUACUUGAUCAUUAUUUCAUGCAAUUUUUUUCCCUUUGUAAUCUUUAUCCUUAUUAAAUGUAGUAAAAUUAAUUUAAAACAACAUAAUCGUUCCAUCCUUACUUUGUUGCUAUGAAACAAAAAUGUCAUUUCUCCAUGAAGAGCUACAAAUUACAGUACUGGGCAGAAAUCUUGAGACAUCUCUCAAUUCUUUAUGUUUUGCUUGGGAAAUGGCAGAUCCGUGCAGUGAUUUAUAGAACAGAAUUCUGUUGAAUGGGAACAGAAUGUAAGGUGAAAACACCUGUGCGCACACUGCUUCAGUAAUGUUGAGGUCUGGGUUGUGGCUAGGCCAAUUCAUGGCAGGUGGGGUUUUUUCUACCAAAGUAUGCUUUACUAUACUGACUAUAUGUUUAGGAUCAUUGUCGUCCUGGAUGAUGACGCCACUGGCAAGUAUAAUGCAUGGUGCAUCAAAAUCUGAUGCAACCAUAUUUUCAUAAAUUUUGGUAAGAUCCCAAAAACCACAGGAUGCACAGCAGCCCAAAAUCAGUUUGAUUCACAGAUGACCUCUCUCUUAACUACGUUUUGAAGCAAAACAUUUAAAUUGGGAUUUUGCUUCCCACUGUUGCCAACUGCUUGCUCAUAGAGGGUCAUCUGACUGACUGAUCUUUUCCUAUUUCUUAAUGACUUGAUUUCAUAUACCUGCUGUAGAUAGUUCUUAGGUCUGCCACUUCUUCUUUUGUACUCCACAUGUCCUGUUUCCUCCGAUUUCUUAAGGGAACACUGAACACUGUAUGCCAAGAUUUGCCAAGUUUUCUGUGAAUUUUUCUUUCCGAAUCGCCUCGUUGGUGCACAAGUACUGUUUUAUGCCUGCAAGCCUGUGUGAUCUUUGCCAUUUUCAUAGAACAAACUAAUGACGUAGGGAAAAUGACAACAAAGUGCUAAGGAUAAAGUGUAAAAUUGGUUCUGUACUAAGUUGUCUUUAAUGUGAAGAUACAACACCGGUUCAUGUGUUACGGUCUAUGCCUUUUCUGUGAUUCGUGGGCCAUUGUUAAAUGGCUCAUCAAACAAAAGAAUAUUCUCCUGAAAAUGAUCUGGACUGGACUGAAAAUGAGUGAACAAGUAGCCAUUGUCCAAAGAAAAAGGCCUUCAGAAAUCCUGGAGAAAUACUAAAGACCAAUUACAAUCAAGGUUGGGUCCUUGGAAGCAAUAUAUAAAGAAAUGAGGGGUGGCUCAGGAAAUUUGCACAGUAGUGUAUAUGAGUUAUACUUAGAAAAUAAAAAGAUGAAUGUGAAUUGUUAGGAACCACUACAUUUUUUUCACCAUAAAUCAUAGUAAAUCACUGAAAAUGACACAUCAGAAAGUGUGUCAGAAGGCGAUCAUGAACUAAUAUUUAAUUUAUACUGUACAAACAUGAAACUUGCUAUUUAGGGCUUGUCACAUAUUCACGAGUUUCCUGCAGCUUGCACAAGAUUUUGCAGAUGUGGAAAUAAGCCAUGGCUUCCUUCACAACAAAUCCAAAACAAAACACAGAGCUCAUUCACUAUCAAAACUUACCAAGUGUUUACACUCAUAUCGUCAGAUUAAAGUAAAGCAGUAUUCACUUUGGAUCUUGUGUAGAUUAAAUCCUUACAUUCUUUAAAAAUGUAUAUACAUUAUUCAUUAUAAAAACAAGUUCUAAACUUGAUUUUAAAAAAAGGAAACAGCAUUUUUCUUCAACCUUGACAAAAGUCUUUUCUUUUGCUCGUCAUGUAAAAUUAUUUAAGGUAACGUGUGUCUUCUGUCUGAUAAACACAAAGUAGAAGGACAGUUGAUCUUCACAACUGAAACAUAAUUCCUAAUUUUCCUUUGUAGCAAUGAAAAGUCACGAGUUCGGGUUUCAUUCCAAAAAGAGAUAUCCAAGGUACUGUCAUUAAGUCAUUUACAGAUAAAGUGACUGCUCAGUGAAAAGUAAUUUACUAUGAUUUGAGACGUUUUUACUUUCCCCAUGUUUUCCAAAAAUGGAUAUGUAGCAUUUUGGAAUGAAAAUCCUCAGUUGCUAAAAACACACUGCCAGUGACAUACCAAAAACAACAAGAUAAAUGUUUUAAUGUGUCAGUAUUUUUUUUUUUUAACAGUGGAGCCACAAAUAUCUAAUCCAAAUGGGAAUAUAUGAUUACUUUGAUACAUUUGCAUUGCUGUGGUUUUCUUUCUUUUCCUAUGAGAUGAGAUAAAAGGUGAUGUGUCUGGUUUCGUUUGACAGGAAGUUCACUUGAAUGCUAUGUUUUGCCUUCUGUAAACAGUAUAAAUGUUAGUGUCUCAGCACAAUCUAGGACCCAAAUACAUGCUCUUUUGAUUUUGUAAGGGACAACAUCAAGGCCAUGUUUUCACCUAAGCUUUUCAGGAAAUGCUCCAUCUUUAGCUCAACAUUUAGUUAACCUUCUGAAUCUUUUUGAAACAUUCAUAGAAAAUAACACACAAACUAGUUUUCAUCUCCCUGUUUAUGGUCUUGACUGUCCACCUCUGCCUUGCUUACUAGUAAACAUAUGAAAAUAAAAUAAUAUUAAAAAUUUUGGAAUUUGAAUAAAGCUUUAAUCAGCAGGUUUCAUGUCUUCUUUCUAUACAGUUGAGAGACUGGAGCUGAUGCAUUCCUGGUAAUAUGCUGUAUGUUAAUACUUAGCAAAUACCAAUUUAUCCAAAAAUACUUCUAUGUAGAAACUUUUUUAAGACUGAGGAUUAAAGGCUUAUACCAUCUUUUGGACAAAAGACAAGCCAGUCCCUGUGUCAAGAUUCCAUUUCCUAUCUCUGUUUGUUAACUAAAUUACGAGCAGAGGAUAAGACGUGUGGAGCAGACUUUGAAUCAGGUGCGAAAGAUAUUGUGUAGGACAAGAUUUUGUUGACAAUGUGUCAGAGAUCCUGUUCAUACGACGACCUUUUUGAAGUACCAGUGUGUUUUACUUCUCAUUCAAAAUUUCUUUCAACGACAGUCAUUAAAGCAGUUUUGUCACCAGUUUGCUUAACUCAAGCACCCAGUUCGACCUCAAUCCUCGUAUCUCCUCUCCUAGCCACCUCCACUUCCCAUUUCAGUUCUUCCUAGUAGAAAGUCAAGCCAAAGGAAUCAAAAAGCUACCUUUGUGCACUAGCAUAAUUGUUUCCUUCUACUUUUUGAAGCACUUCCUCAGAUCCAUGAAGAUCCUUAUCAUCUUCAUCAGUGCAGGUCGCUCUAGGUCAUCUGGCAAUAACUUAUUUAGCUGAAACAGCAGAAUGUCAUCCAGCCAAAACAUCUGGAUAUUUGUUCGUUAAAAAUGCUGCUGUUCUCUUUAUCCCAUACUAAAUAAAUACUCCAUAAAAUCAGGACAAGUUUGCAUUUAUCCAGCUUAUUAAUAUUCACACCAGCAAGUAAAGAAAAUUACCUUAACUUGAUGUUUUUACAUCAACCACUCUUCCUGGGUUUAAAUACUCAAUCUUGCCAUUCAGUCACUUCGGAAAGGCAUUUCCGUACUCACAUAUUCGAUGUGGGACCAGUCGCUUGUGAUCAGCUCAGUCUGUAAGGAUGGAUAUGUUGGACAUCUUUCAGCUUUCAGAAUUCAGGAGAGAGCAACUGUGGUACAUGGGUACUAUCGCUACUACCAACUGUUUACAGAACAAGCCCUUUGUGCGCAAGGUGGUUUGUGCCACUGUACUGAAAUAACUAUCUAUUGUUAUUGUAGUGUAGAGGUUAGUAGCAACCAACGUUAUCACUGUACCUCAGAAUUUGUCCCUGAAAAAGAAUUUACUUUUUUGAGACACCACCUUCAAAUGAACAUACACUGAUAAAACAACUAACCUCUUCUCAAUUGAUUAACCAUUAAUUUGGGGACUUGAAUGAGUAAAACAAUCAAAUCAAGAAAAGUUAUUAAUUUAUCAGAUCCACAAAAUAUACUAAAUGACUUAUUUGAAACUGGUUAAUAAUUAAAUUUAAAAUUACAUUUAAAGUUAUAUCUGAAUAGUCAGUAAUUGAGAAUUGUGUAUACCAGCCGUGGUCAACAUCCUCCUAUACAACAUUAAUUACACCAGGAUAUGUAUUAAUGAGAAUUUAUUUACAAAAGUAAUGACUGCAAACAUGCAAAGAUCUAACUAAGGACUAAGACUAAGAGAACAAAGUAUAUGUGUGUUUGGGGGACACAGACAGAGUGUUUGUUGACUAUGUCCCUGCAGUUCUGUAAGGUGGUUGAACAUGUGGUCAAAGCCAAAUAAAAGGUGUGAUCCUGCUUACAUGUGUUGCUGUUGUUGCCCGUGGUAAAAUUAGCUGCUGUGGCUAACUUGAACCCUUUUUUUAACUUGGUUAUGGUGGAUACCAGCUAACCUUCUGUAGGACAUGCAUCGCUGCAGUCAGAAGACUGUUUGCAGAGCAUAUGAUAGAGAGGAUGGGGGAGUGAAGCAAAGCUCUCAGGUCCACACAUACACCCAUGGCAAUCUUUUCCAUAAUCGAUAAUUAUUGAUGACAAUUCCUUUUUUUAAGCUUGGUUUUGUUUUGCUUUGCUUUGCUUUGUUUUGUCGUUUUCUUUGUUUUUCUCCCCCGCAGAAAAAAUGGUGGCCAGCAAUUACUGCAAGUUGAUUUUAGAAGGUUAUAGUUUAUCGGCCUGAGUUCUGCCCAGACAAUAAAUAAUAGUUUAGGAGAGGGCUCCUACCAGGCUCUGCAAGAUACUUGUUUACUGAUAAGCAAGGCAAAGUUGAACACCGGUUAUUUUAACCUGUCCCACACAGAAACAAAGGAGAACAGUAUGCAUUGGGUUUUUUUUUUAUAUCAUGAUACUGCCAUUGGUCUUAAACAUAAGGGCUGUUUCUCUCAAGACUCUAUGGCAUCAUCUUCUUUGUGCCUCUUUCAUACAGAUCAAACUUCUGUACACUCCAAAAUUGGCAUUCCAGCUUUAACUGGAAUUGAAAUGUUAAGUGUCUUGUGUCUUGUCUCUGUAAAGGGUUGACUUAUGAAGCAUUCAAUUAAGUAUUUUGUUUAUAACAUGCUUAAACCAUUGUACAUGUUUUAUUGUGAAGAAUCUGUAGAUGACUGCAAGCAGAAGUAGAGCUCUAGGUUAUGUACACUUUUUAACUAAGCGAAAGUUUGAUACAGAAAGCAAAGACUGUUAAACCUGAUAAUUUUCUUACAGGUAUUAAGCCUUUCUCAGAAAUUAGAUAUUAGAUAUUUGUACUUGUGUCUCUGGGAAUUUCAGAAGUUUAACUUGGUUUAAAAAAUAAAACUGUUAGUUUUCAUGUUACAGAAUCCAAAAAUCUUUUAUUGCUAGUGUUUUCAGUGCUUGAACAAAUUAAAGAAACACUUAAAUCAGUGAUCACAUGGAUCUUAAUUACUCAUUCUUACUAUCAGUAAGUAAUUCUUACAGAUAUACAACGUAAUUUGUUGAGAACAACGGGAAAAUCAUAGGAAACCAAAGUCAUCAACGCAUUUAGGGCUGGAUUUAAAAUGACACCAAAAAUCCAAGUUUAAAAUUGAAAUCAUUUACUGAUCCGACUUGCCUUGUAAUAUGGCUUAAUAGUGUUCAUGGCCCCUGUGGCCCUUUCCAGCUCUUUUUGUGGAAUGGCAAAUCUAGUGUUGCAGUAGAUGUGCAAUUUCACAAACUUAAGACUGUGCUGGGAGACACAGAAAUACCUGUAUGGGCUGCAGGUACUGUCUCAUGGUACUGGCAGUGACAAGGACACUAGAAAAAAGCAAAACAGGAGAAAAAUCAGUCAGGAGGGAUAAGAAGAUGUGAACGGUGUGCGGCCGCCAUCUGCAAAACAAUUCCCCCUUUUGGGGGUUGUCUUGUUGUUGGCUCUCCAGAGCACCUGUUAACACUUUCAUUUGCACCAGAUCAGGUGAAACCAGUUUAUGCUUCCUAAUUGGACAGACUGAUAUAUCUGUAGUUAAUAUUACCACAUAUAAUGCUUGAAAAAAAAAGACAAAUUCAUGUUUUUACACUGUAGUAUUUUUGUGGAUUUAAAAAAAUGUAUAUGAUGUGAGAAUUCAUUGUUUUGUUUUUUCAACCAUUCCACAAAGAUAUGCUAGCUGUUUGCUCCUGCGUUCUGCUAAGCUAAGUUAGUCAUUGCUGUGCUUCAGCUUUGUAUUACAGACUGAAAUAAGAUCCAUUAUUAUCUAACUCAGUGAGAACAAACACGAGUAUAUACUUUACCUGACUUUACAUAAACUGUGUACUUUUAGUACAAUCUACUUAACUAGCUUAUUUUCAUUUUAUGAACAAUCACUGAAGAUUUUGAUAUUCACCAGCAGUGGAUAUUGGAUGAAGUGUAGUUAUAUUAAAAUAUAAUGAAGAACUAUUGCCUGGCCUGUUGGUCAGAAAACAUGAAAUGUAUUAGUAGAAGAAGGUCUAAAGGUUUUCUCUGAAUGUGUUUCGCUUUGAGCUGUUGAAGUGUCUGUCAAUGUGCAGAACGUCCAGCUGUUUCUUGAUGCUGUAUGGCUUCAUCCCUUUGCUGUCUGCGCUCUGAACAGCCUGCCUGAAGUGCUCACAAAGCAUUUGCUAUCUACAGAAACUUUAAAGAUGUAUUUUUUCGGACCAUGUUCAAAUAAAGAUAUUUUAAAAUCUUCUUGGUAGUGUGUUGAGUUUUUUUUUUUCAUUAACUCAAAUCCAAAUAUAUUCUGCUUCAGAUAGCCAACUAACAUUUCUACAAGUCAAUCAUUGGAUGAGAUUUUUAUGACCAGUACGUAAGGAUGGCAAAUGCCAUAAUGUAUGAGUUUGUACAAAUGAAAAUUUAAGGUUAAAUACAAAGGCAACUGGAUUUUAUGUGUAUAUUAGGUUCCAUUUAGUUUCUAGGAUUACCUAAAUCUCACAUUUCAUCAUCAUUAGUGGUUUCUACUACGUUAUGCAAUGAACCCAAGGUCCGGCACAUGGUAGCAGGAUCUCAGUUGCAAGCUGUAAAAGCAUAAACUGAGAGUUACAACCAAGUGGUUAGGAUCCUGUAUGAGAACAUCUUUGCCGCAUAUGAGUUAGAAGUCCCCAGUUCUUGAUGGGAGAUACAGCCAAAUAUGGCUGAACAACAGGGCUAUGGCCCUGAGGGAUUCACCAACCAACCAGACAUAGUGGUUGUCAUCAAGCAGAAAACCACAGUUAUGGGAGAUGUGAUGUUGCCAGAAGACUUGCGUAGCUCAGGAGGUGGAGCAGGUCAUCUACUGAUCAGCAGAUUAGUGGUUUGAUCCCUGGCUCCCCCAGUCUGCAUGCCAAAUAUCCCAAGUUUUUCCUUUAUGCAUCCAUGGGAGUAGGAAUGGUAAGCAGUUAAAAGCAUAGAAGUUCAAUUCAAUUCAAUUUUAUUUAUAUAGCGCCAAAUCACAACAAAAGUCUCCUCAAGGCAAGUUAAUGCUUGUGUGAAUGUUGCAUGUUGUAUAGAGCGCUGCUACUAGGUUUAAGGAAGUGAUUCAUCUACUGUUUAAUCACAGUGGAGGGCAGCUACCUAAACUCUUCUCACACAGAGGCAGAUGUUGUUAAAAAUGUUACAUCCUCCUGGAUACUGUGGCUCCUCUGAAAGUAUUUGAUAAAACACAUUGAUAAAAAUCUAAAUUCUAAUUUCCAGACUGACUGGAAAACAAUCAGUCAUAGUUGUGUAGCAACAAACUUGUAGAGUUGCAGAAAUAAUUUCCAAAGCUAGGAGCUUCCUCCUACUUCCAGCUGUUCUGCUAAGCAUAUAGAUGCUAAGUACUAACUACUCUUUAUAUAACUUUUCACAACAUUGUUUUUAUUUUUGAUUAUGAUUAGACAAUGCUCAAAUAUUCCUUAUUUUGCCUUUUCCACACAUAUCCUGGAUGAAGCAUAAGAGGCUGCCGAACUAGAGCGCCCUGUCAGCAGACUUUUUGAAGCCGCCUGGUUUUUUUCCUCUGUUUUCUGAGGUUUGAUGGUAAUGGCUGGUGGCAGAAAUGAGGCCUCGGGGAGGCAUAAGGGGUACGAGGAGGAAACAGCUUUUUAGAGAGACAAGUUGAGAGGGUCAACAACACUGACACCAAGUAAUCCCUCUGUCUGACACAGAGAGGUGAAACCAGAAGUCAAGAGUACUGACAGGAUUGUGGCAUGAAAAUCCAUUUUAAUUUGUAACGUACAUUUUCAAAUAGAAAUAAAAAACAUUAAAUCUAUUUUAUUCUGCCUGCAGUAGAAACACAGUGGAAAUGUAGAAUAGAGCAGCAGCAAGAGUAGUCCUGCUGCUGUUAGGAACUGUUUUACUUGCUGAUGGUGCCAAACCAGUCAAAUGAUGCUAUUGCUAAAUAUGCCAGAGACAAAUAAUAAUAUAACAAGGUAAUCCAGUACCUACAGUAGUACUGUUGUAGAGUACUUUCAAAGUGAUUUGAAAGGGUCUUGUUAAUAUUGUCCCAUUACAGCUAUUGUAACUACCAUGGUGUAAAUACACUGUACUGUACAUGCUGUUGACACCCUUACUGCAACAUCGAUUAGUAGUAACAGGCACUAAUAAAAUACUCUAAAUGCUAGUAUUAGUACUAUAUGUACUUCUACAAAUGCCAGUAAUUUAUGACAUUAAAACACAGUAUUACUUAUUUUUGUGGAUGCUAUUGCUGAAUGCAGUAAGACAAUCAUCUGAUGUGAAGGU
Haplochromis burtoni (Burton's mouthbrooder) is the source of this 12424-nucleotide messenger RNA. RefSeq names its product protein kinase D1 (gene prkd1). Lineage: Eukaryota; Metazoa; Chordata; Actinopteri; Cichliformes; Cichlidae. The record is from RefSeq and is a predicted model, not a curated record. The transcript is spliced from 21 exons. Gene Ontology annotation, biological process: protein phosphorylation. Gene Ontology annotation, molecular function: protein serine/threonine kinase activity; ATP binding. The coding region runs from base 458 to 3217 and encodes 919 amino acids.